Suillus paluster is the source of this 750-nucleotide messenger RNA. RefSeq lists its product as uncharacterized. Bases 1 to 750 code for a protein of 249 amino acids. The record is from RefSeq and is a predicted model, not a curated record. The transcript has a single exon. NCBI's taxonomy places the organism in Eukaryota, Fungi, Basidiomycota, Agaricomycetes, Boletales, Suillaceae.
AUGAGCCCCCCCCCAAUUGAAUUGGUACUAGCCUGUAGGCCACGACCAAACAUUGAUGUCGACAACUUGGCACAGCGUGCUGUGCUCCAGAAAAUGAAGGACUCUAUGGAGUUCGUUCUCGCACUCAAGAAUGCGUCUUUGGACGAUCCACUUGCCAAGCUUAGUGAUGAUGCUCUGGAUAGACUGCGGAAUCCGCCUCAAGGGCCCAUCAUUAUUGACAGCCCUGGUGUGCGUCAGAGCAUCUCUAUGUACCUUGUGCUUGAACAUGGCUCUCAAGAGGCCUAUAAUCGAAUGCGGAGAGCCACAAUGCGCAAUUUUGAGGGUGCUAAUGGUGCUGAAGAGAUCCUCAGUUUCUACAAUGUCGAGAAGCUUAUUGCCCAGCACACUGGUGUUGAAUCGAUUGAGCAUGACAUGUGCCCGGAGUCAUGCUUAGCGUUCACAGGUCCAUUUGCCCAUCUGGAGAGCUGUCCAACGUGUGGCUUAUCUCGAUGGGAUCAAGCAAAGUUACGAGCGAGUAGUGGACGAACGAAGGUCGCAGCACAAAAAUUUGUCACUAUCCCACUUGGUCCCCAGCUACAAGCUCUGUAUCGUGACCCAGAGAGUGCGCGUCAUAUGCGAUACCUUUGGGAGCGAACACAGGAGGUUCUAGAUGGUCUGAGGCGGACAGGAAAGGUUCCUGUCGUCGACGACAUUGCGAUGGGGUUUGAUAUUCUUGGUGCUGUGCUUGACUGGAGAGAUCAAACAGGAUGA